Messenger RNA from Brassica oleracea var. oleracea, 746 nucleotides. RefSeq lists its product as uncharacterized. The transcript has a single exon. Bases 30 to 659 code for a protein of 209 amino acids. The record is from RefSeq and is a predicted model, not a curated record. Lineage: Eukaryota; Viridiplantae; Streptophyta; Magnoliopsida; Brassicales; Brassicaceae.
AGUCCAAACCAACAAAAAAAAAAAGAAACAUGGCUUACCAAGCCAACUUUGACACAACGCCAUCGUCCUCCGUCGCUCCUCGUCCAUGGUGGUCACGACCAAUGAUGACUGUACCGCCAAUUAGUGAACGUGAAUCCACUUCAAAGGAGAUGGCGGUGAUGUGUGCACCUUGCUGCGGCGGCUUCUUCACCAUCGUCCUCGUGUUCUUAAUCUUUUCGUUCAUCGACGAUGCUCACAUCCACGCCAAAAUCUCCCUCCAGUCCUUCGCCGUCUCCUCCACCACGUGGCAAGGCGAUUUUCUCGUGAAAAUCCCGAGGUCGAGGUAUUCUAUCUACUACGACGGCGAUGACGCCUCCGUAAGUCUAGGUUCACGAAACGUCGCCGUUUUGAACAUCACUAGUCGACGUGUUUCUAGAGAUCGCACGGCUUUCUCUUUGUCUUUCGUUGCUGAGGAGGGAAAUCGAAGUGACAUCGUUUCGGAAGAUCUUGACAUUAAACUCGUGGCGAAGCAUAAGCGUUACCAGGAUUAUGAUAAAGCUGGAGAGUUUAAUAUACGGUGCCAAAAUCUUACUCGGGGCCGUGAGAAGAUUAUAUGCGACUCCUCUUUUACAGAUUUGAAGUUGUUUUCUUUAAUUGUUCAUCGAGGUACAAUUGAAUAAAUCGAUUAGGCUUCUAGUUUUUUUUUUGUUCAUCCUUUUGUUUUAUUUUCUGUUAUGAAUUAGUCCAUACGUUUUGUUUUAUUUCUU